This is a messenger RNA of Priceomyces carsonii, 1203 nucleotides long. It is a transcript of the gene MNT1, whose product is annotated as alpha-1,2-mannosyltransferase KTR1. Gene Ontology annotation, molecular function: alpha-1,2-mannosyltransferase activity. Bases 1 to 1203 code for a protein of 400 amino acids. NCBI's taxonomy places the organism in Eukaryota, Fungi, Ascomycota, Pichiomycetes, Serinales, Debaryomycetaceae. The record is from RefSeq and is a predicted model, not a curated record. The transcript has a single exon. Gene Ontology annotation, cellular component: Golgi apparatus; membrane. Gene Ontology annotation, biological process: protein N-linked glycosylation; protein O-linked glycosylation; cell wall mannoprotein biosynthetic process.
AUGGCAUCGAGUAGGUCAAAUGCCCGUAUUAUUAGGUUUGCAAUAUUUGCACUUGUACUUAUAGGCUGUGGAUUUAUUCUUUCUAAGGGAUCAUCCUUUCAAGGGGAGUUGACAGCUGUGAAGGAGACAGCUCCAGUACCCGAAAAACAAGUUGAAGAUAACCAGCAACUUCUUGGGCAACAGGAUACAGUACCUGCUGAGCAGAAGCCAAAACAAGGUGUUACCAACAAGGUAAGGGCCACCUUUGUCACGUUAGCUAGAAAUAGUGACUUAAAUUCUAUUCUUGGUUCCAUCCGGCAAGUUGAAGAUAGAUUUAAUAACAAGUUUCACUAUGACUGGGUCUUUUUAAAUGAUGCUGAAUUCAGUGAGGAAUUCAAAGAGGCCACGUCAGCUGUUGUUUCGGGAGAGACCAAGUAUGGCUUGAUUCCUCAGGAACACUGGUCGUAUCCAGAUUGGAUUGACAAAGAAAAGGCUGCAAUGACAAGAGAAACUAUGCGUGAAAAGAAAAUCAUUUAUGGUGAUUCAGAAUCUUACAGACACAUGUGCCGUUACGAGUCAGGAUUCUUCUGGAGACACGAAUUGAUGAUGCAGUAUGACUAUUACUGGAGAGUAGAACCUGAUAUCAAAAUCUUCUGUGAUAUUGAUUAUGAUAUAUUUGAUUGGAUGCAGAAAAAUGACAAGGAGUAUGCUUUCACGAUAUCUUUGCCGGAGUACAAGGAUACAAUUGAGACGUUAUGGGAUAAUGUUAAAAUAUUUAUGAAGGAGAAUCCACAAUAUAUUGCCAAAGACAAUUUAUUAGAUUGGAUCUCUGAUGACAAGGGUCAGACAUAUAACGGAUGCCACUUCUGGUCCAACUUUGAGGUUGCCAGUUUGAAAUUGUGGAGAUCGGAGGCUUAUCAGAAGUUUUUUGAGCAGUUGGACAAAGCUGGUGGAUUUUUCUACGAAAGAUGGGGUGAUGCGCCAGUACAUUCCAUUGCUGCUGCAUUACUCUUACAGAAAGAUAAAAUCCACUUCUUUGAUGAUUUAGGAUACUACCACGUUCCCUUUAAUAACUGCCCUGUAAACAAAGAGACGAGAUUGUCGAAGAAAUGUGUAUGUGAUCCAAAUUCUGAUUUCACCUGGAGAGGUUAUUCUUGUACUCCAAAAUACUAUAAAGUCAUGAACAAGAAAAGGCCAUCCGGUUGGGAGAACUUUACUAGUUAG